UGAUUUGAAGAUGGGUUAAUUAAAAGAUCUAAGGAUCGUCUUUGGUUGAAGAGGAUAUUGCAGAAAUCCCAGCUGAUCAUCAUCGAUGUAAAGGAUUUGGAUGAGGGAGCAAUGUAGUAUAUCCAUGUUUUCCUGUAAUAGAUAGUCGUGGACAAUCGGAAGGAUCCAGAGAAGCUUCAGGUUUAGUGAUUGGGCAAGGAAAUAGCGGAUGGACUCCCAUGUGGAGUAAGGGUGGCGAUGUGACUUCCAUUUCAUCUGAUGUAUAUUCUCAUCUGGGAUCCCAAGUUUCUUUAGCACGUGAUAAACAGGAAGAUUGCAGGAAUUGUUGUCCCAGGAGAUGCUGCAUAAUCACUUGUAUAAUCUUGCUCAUUCUUGGAGCUCUGGCAGUUGCUUUAACCUGUGCAGUUAUAUUUGGAAUACCACCCAGAGAGCCAAUAACCCGUCAGUGUAAAACCACUUCACGUUCAGUUGGCUUUCUAUGUGAUGACCGCAGUACUUGCAUCAUUUCGACACAGAUGUGCAAUGGCAAAGUAGACUGCAGCAAUGGUGAAGACGAAUCAGACUUGUACUGUGGAGACCUGCCAAAAAGCCUCCCUAAGUAUUUAGUUUUUACAUGUGGCAACCAGAAGUCCUGGAUCUAUUCAGAUCAGAAGUGUGAUGGAAAAAAUCAUUGUGGAGACUGCUCAGAUGAAUCAGAGCUGCACUGCCCUGCCUGUUCUGGAUGGAAAUGUUCUACCAUAUUCUUCAGUGACUGUGACUGCAUACCGAAGAGUCGCUGCAAUGACUACAUUCAAGACUGCAGUGAUUGGAGCGAUGAAUAUAACUGUAAUAGAUGACUUCUGAAUGAACUGCUCUCUUUAUAUUGGCAUUUAUUUCUAUAAUAGAUUUUGUAUACACAUAUUUUAAUGAACUUUGUGCUCUUUUUGGUUAAAUGACACAUGAGAAUUAACUAAUUUCUAAGACUAAAACUAGUGCAA
Hypanus sabinus (Atlantic stingray) is the source of this 977-nucleotide messenger RNA. Its product is annotated as low-density lipoprotein receptor class A domain-containing protein 1-like. Lineage: Eukaryota; Metazoa; Chordata; Chondrichthyes; Myliobatiformes; Dasyatidae. Bases 219 to 836 code for a protein of 205 amino acids. Gene Ontology annotation, molecular function: protein binding. The record is from RefSeq and is a predicted model, not a curated record. The transcript has 6 exons.